AUGGAUAAAAAAACUUCCAUUGACAAUUUAAUUGAUCAUUCUCAUGUAGUUGAGAAAACUGAUAAAUCUACCACAGAAAUUAAAGUAGUAAAGCCUGAAAGUGCUUUAAAAAGAAAAUCUUCUGCAUCUCAUCCUGUUCAACAUGUUAAAUUUAAACUUGGUGCUGGUGAUGAUGAAGGGCAUUAUUCAAAUGAGCCAUUAUCAUUUAAUGAAUAUGAAAAUGAUAUUAGAACACAAAAUGGUCGUAAAGAAAAUAAACAAUUAUUAAUUGAAAAAAACAAAAGUGACAUUGACAGGAUUGCUUCUAAGUCAACAAUAAGUUCUUUAGAAAAUAAUGAAUCAUCAAAUGAUCAUAGUCAUUAUUAUCAUGAUAUAAAUCCUGAAAAAGUUGAUGGAGAAGUAUUAGUUGAGUUGUUUGAUUUAAAAAAUCCAGUAACAGAAGGAAAAAAUAAAUUUUGGGAACAAACUUCACGUUGGUUAAAAUAUGAAGAAGAUGCUGAAGAGAUAAAUAAUCGUUGGGGACAACCACAUGUAGCUUUUUUAAGUUUUGAUUCUUUAAUUCAAUUAAGGAAAGUUAUGAGUAAAGGAGAAUUUCAUUUUGAUGCCGAUAUUAAUAAUUUUAAUGAGUUAUACAGUUUACUUGCUCAAUCAUUAUAUUCAGAAGGUUUAUUGAAAUGUGAUCAAGCUGAUGGUGUAAAACAUAUAAAAGAUAUCUUAACAUUAAAUCAUAAAUCAGUUGGUAGAAAAGUAUCCCGAAGUAAUACACAAGCUAGUUCUAUAUUAUCAAUUAAUUUUUCAAAUAGUUUUUCAAGAAAUAGAUCAACAUCACAAACACGUUCGGCAUCUUUUCAAACAAAAACUUCAUUAUCAUCAUUAAAACCUCAUUCUGGUUGUGAAACAGUAAAAUUAAUAAAUAAUGAUAUUUCAACUAAAAUUAAUGAAAAUCGUAGUUUUCCAAAUUUAAGAAAAGUUAAUGAAUCAAAUGAUAAUAUUAAUGAUUGUAUAGAAAAACCUAAAAGACGUUUAUCAGUAUUUCAAAUGUUUUCUGAAAAAAAUUCAUCUGAUGGAUUAGAAAAAAAGAAUUCAUUUUAUCAUAAAUAUGAUGAUAUAUUUAAAAAUCUUCCAAAAGGUUGUGAAAAAGCAAAUGUUUUAUGUGGUUGUAUACCUGAUAUGACAAAAGCUAGAUUAGUUAUGAUUCGUUUAAAAAAUGCCGUUUAUUUAGAUGAUUUUUCUGAUUCUAAUUUACCAUUACGUUUCAUAUUUGUUGUUCUUGGACCAGUUCUUGAUGAAGGUAGUUAUCAUGAAUUAGGUCGAGCUUUGUCAACACUUUUAGCUGAUUCUCAUUUUCGACGUAUUGCAUACGCUUCAUAUAGUAAAUCUGAUCUUAUUGACGCUGUUGAUUAUUUCUUAAACGAUUCUAUUGUAAUUCCUCCAGGAGGUGUUGAUAAUAAGAAAUUGUUAUGGAAUAAUGAAAUUAAACGUUUUAUAAAGAAGAAACGUGCUGAUAUUAUAAUGACAGAACGCAAAGGUGCCGUUAUGAAUGUUUUAACUCGUAGUGAUUUACAAAAAGUUCAUGCUUCAGCUCAUCAUUCAAUUAAUAUGUCACAUCAUAAUUUUUCUAAUGAUGAAAAAAAAGAUUCAAAAUGUUCAAUGUUUAAAGGAUUACGUAAUGAUAUUAUAUCAAGAAUUAAACAUUAUACAACUGAUAUAACAGAUGCCUUUAAUUUACAAUGUCUUAGUUCAGUUGUUUUUAUGUUUUUUGCUUGUUUUGCUCCAGCAAUUACUUUUGGUGGUUUAAUGGGUUCAUAUACUGAAGGACAAAUGGGUGUCACUGAAACUUUAAUGGCUCAAUGUAUUUGUGGAAUAUUAUGGGGAUUUUUUGGCUGUCAACCUCUUAUUAUUAUGAGUGCUACAGGGCCUGUUUUAGUUUUUGAAGCUGCAUUAUAUACAUUUUGUCAAAAUUUUCAUUUAGAUUUUCUAACGAUUCGCCUUAUAACUGAUGGUUCAAGAUUAUUAAAAUAUGUCACAAGAUAUACAGAAGAUAUUUUCGCAACACUUAUAUCAUUUAUAUUUAUAACGGAAAGUCUUAAAUUUAUUAAACAUACUUUUCAUGAUCAUCCUGUGGAAAAUUUUGCCUAUUAUCAAGAAUUUCAUAAUAAAUGUGGUAAUGUAUCAACUAUUCAAAAUAUAAAAAAAGUUCCAGAUGUUGAUGCUUUUAAAAAUUUAAUUGAAAUAGAACCAAAUACAGCAUUAUUAACCGCAAUGAUAACAUUUGGUGUUUUUGCUUUUGCUUUUUGUUUGAAAAAAUUACGUGAUAGUUUUUUUCUGGGAAGACAAGCUAGAAGACUUGUUGGUGAUUUUGGUGUAUUAAUAUCAAUUGCUACAUUUGCUAUAAUAGUAAGAGUUUUUUUUAAAGAUCCAUAUAUAUCAACAUUAGAAAUGAAAAAAGAUUUUGAUUUUACAAAUAGUACAGCAAGAGGACAUGGUUUAAUUAUAUAUCCAAAAUUAGCUAGUGAUGAUUUAUUUUUUGGUUGUUGUGUUGGUUUUGGUGUUGCAUUACUUGUUUUUAUUUUAUUAUUUGUUGAAACAGAAAUUACUGAAUUAUUGUUAGACAGAAAAGAACGAGGUCUAAAAAAAGGUAGUGGUCGAGAUUGGGAUUUACUUUUAGUUGGUUUAUUAUGCCUUUUAAUGUCAUUUAUUGGUUUACCAUGGAUGUGUGCUGCUGCUGUUCAAUCACUUGCACAUUGUGGUUCAUUAACAGUAAUGAAAAAAAAAGUUCCUGGUGCAAGACCUGAAGUUGAUUAUGUUAUUGAACAAAGAAUAACAACAAUUGGUAUUGGAUUAAGUAUAGGUGUUGUAGCAUUUUUUGGUGAAUAUUUACAAUUACCAAUGGCAGCAUUAUUUGGUGUAUUUUUAUAUCUUGGUGUAAUGAAUCUUUCUGGCGUUCAAUUAAAGUCAAGAAUUAUUUUGUUUUUUAUUCCUGAAAAAUAUCAUCCAGUUGUUCCUUAUACUGAAAAUGUUAGAUUAAGAAAAAUGCAUCUCUAUACAACAAUACAAAUAUUAUGUCUGAUAUUUAUCAUUUUUAUCAAAACAUACUUUGCACUACUUUUCCCAUUUAUUUUGAUUAUUUUUAUUUUAAUAAGACUUUUCAUAUUUCCUUAUAUUUUUAAUGAAAAAGAACUUAAAGCUUUAGAUGGAGAGGAUGAUCAAGAUGAUGAUGAAUGGAUGGAAAGAGAUUUCUAUGAAAAUGCACCUAUUCCUGUUUAA
Strongyloides ratti is the source of this 3267-nucleotide messenger RNA. Its product is annotated as Anion exchange protein family and Bicarbonate transporter, eukaryotic family and Bicarbonate transporter, C-terminal domain and Band 3 cytoplasmic domain and Phosphotransferase/anion transporter domain-containing protein. The transcript is spliced from 8 exons. The coding region runs from base 1 to 3267 and encodes 1088 amino acids. Gene Ontology annotation, biological process: monoatomic anion transport; bicarbonate transport; regulation of intracellular pH. Gene Ontology annotation, molecular function: monoatomic anion transmembrane transporter activity; solute:inorganic anion antiporter activity. The record is from RefSeq and is a predicted model, not a curated record. Gene Ontology annotation, cellular component: plasma membrane. NCBI's taxonomy places the organism in Eukaryota, Metazoa, Nematoda, Chromadorea, Rhabditida, Strongyloididae.